Molecule: messenger RNA, 1542 nt
Organism: Ananas comosus (pineapple)
Lineage: Eukaryota; Viridiplantae; Streptophyta; Magnoliopsida; Poales; Bromeliaceae
Exons: 2
Coding region: 180-773 (197 amino acids)
Source: RefSeq, a predicted model, not a curated record
CUGCCGCAUCCACCGUCGCCCCCACCACACUGCCGGCGGCAAGGUGCUCGACGGCCAUCUCUUCUGCCACCCCAACCGGUCCAGGCUUCUCCGAGAAAGGUCUCUCUGUCGAACCCGAACUCGAGCGAGCCCGGAGUAGAUCAUGCAGAUCCGGGCCACCGCCGCCUCUCCGCCGCCGAAUGCCGCACCCGGAGGUUGUCUUCGGCCGGGACCAACCCAGCAGGGUCGACGCCGACCACCCCUGCCCGCCCAUGGGAUGCUGGUCCUCUGCUGGGCUCAUGUUUGGACUCUUGCUGGCCGAGCACCCUAUCCUGGCUAGUUCGAAUAUCGGAGACCCUCUAGCUUGUGAGCACAGCCCUCCUGAGUGCUUGCUGAUGGCCGUGCUCACCUUCGCGAUGAUUAGUUUGGCUCCAAGCCUUGGGUUCUCCAUUGUCGCUCUUGAGAACCUUGAAACUAGAAGUUCUUGUUGCUUAAACUUCUUCCUCGAUCGUCUGUUGUGCUCCGGACAGCGAGCACGACAUUCGGGACCUCGAAAUCUUUCAGAUGACACCUUGGCUGGGAUUCUAAGUCUUGAAAUGAGUGGUCUGGACUGUGGCCGGAGGCAUCGACAGGGGAUUCAACGACCCGGUUUGGUUCUAUUCUACGGUAGAGAUGGGUAUUUUGAUUCGAAGUCAGUUCAACGCUGCUUGCUCGUUGACUUCUUCCUUUUUCUUUUCCUUUGUGAUUGCAUAGUACAUCUAUGUUUACUUACUGAGCUUUUAGGCGUCCUUUGAUUUUUCGUUUGUCUAUUCUACAGUAUUUUUAUCUAUGGUGUCAUGAUCUAGUUCUAGAGUAAUAUUGAUUAUGAUUAGUUGUCAUGAUUUGAUUAUGAUAAUUGGUGACAUUCGUAUUAGUUACAUGGUGAUAUUAUAGGUCAGUGAUAUGGUGACUUGAUUAUAUAGACCUUAUAAGUUAGUGAUAUGGUGACUUGGUUAUAUAGUCUUUAUAGGUCAGUGACAUAGUGACAUUUCCUUCGGGAACAGUGGAUCUAAUUCGGUCAGACAGUUGUGAAUUACUCUUUCGGCUAGUUGCCAUUGUUGAACAUUAAGCAUAUUAUAUCGAUUAUCACAGCUCGUGAGCAUUUUCACGUACACCAGUGGUCUGAUCCAUUGCAAGAGAGUGUUCUAUUCUGAAAAAAAAUGAUCGUACUUUCAAUCCGUGAGCUCUACGAGGUGCCUGUUAGGGUUAAAUGCCAGGUGGGUGAGCAUGAUGUGGUUUAGCCUGAGGUCUUUCGAUCAAUAUGGCAGUUGGUUUGGUUGUUGGUACUAUUCACCCAUUUGAUGCAUUGAUAUAUUCCGUUGAUAAUUAAAGUAGCGGAUAGUUAUAUAUAUUGAUUGAAAGUUGUAACUCUUUCCUAGCCAUUAUUGCCAUUAUUCCAGGAUACCUGUUGAUUAUGCCUAGUUGUCGUUUUCUAUUCAGUAGCAGUAUUUUCGUAUUUAUUACCUGUUAUUAUUUCGUUACUACUGAUCUUAUGAUAUUUGUUCAUUACUUUGGUUAUCUCUU